ACCUGGUGGUCGGAUGUGGUAACAGCGUUCGUUCUGUUUGCAUUAACGGUUGAAGAUGGCGACCGGAGUCCUUCACAGAGUCGGCGGUGGCCUGGGUCGGGCUAGAAGCAGGGCCCAGUCCGCCGGACAGCUCGUCGUUUGGAGCAGGGAGUUGGCAACAUCUAGCAGCAGAAACAGACAGGACAGCUGGUUUAAGUCACUGUUUGUGAGGAAAGUUGAUCCAAGGAAAGACGCACACUCCAACCUACUGACCAAAAAUGAGGAAAGCAACCUGUACAAAAUUCAGUUCCAUAAUGUCAAGCCAGAGUGCCUGGAUGCAUACAACAAGCUCUGUGAGGAUGUUUUGCCCUCCAUCCAUGCUGAUAAGUACUACCCCUGUGAGCUGGUGGGCACCUGGAAUACCUGGUAUGGAGAACAAGACCAGGCUGUUCAUCUGUGGCGGUAUAGAGGAGGAUACCCAGCUCUAACAGAGGUGAUGAACAAGCUCAAGCAGAACCAGGACUUCACAGCGUACAGGAAGGAGCGGGGUAAGAUGCUGAUGUCUCGCAGAAACCAGCUCCUGCUGGAGUUCAGCUUCUGGAAUGAGCCCGUGCCCCGAGAGGGCCCCAACAUCUAUGAGCUCAGGUCCUACCAGCUCAGGCCAGGAACCAUGAUCGAGUGGGGUAAUUACUGGGCCAGGGCCAUUGGAUACCGCCAGCACAACAGAGAAGCUGUGGGAGGGUUUUUCUCACAGAUCGGCAACCUCUAUAUGGUGCAUCACCUCUGGGCUUACAAAGACCUUCAGUCCAGAGAAGACACGAGAAAUGGCGCCUGGCAGCAGGAGGGCUGGGAUGAGGUGGUGUAUUACACAGUUCCUCUGAUUCAGCAUAUGGAUUCCAGGAUUAUGAUCCCAACAAAGGCUUCCCCGCUGCAGUGAAAUGAGAAGAGAGCUGGCAGCUGAAGUGGUACCCUUUUCAUUUAAAUGUUACAUCUAUCCAGAGCAUCACUAUCAUGCCAAACAACACCCCUUCUCUGUUCUUGUUUUGUUACUUAAAGAUGUCACUAGGACAGAGGAGGCAACAAUGCCUACCAUGUAUCUGCAAUAAUUAAAAUAGUUCAAGGCACUCACAGCCCCUUACAAUAUCCAACUUCUUUUUUUUGGAGGGAGGGGGGGGUCUGGAGCAGGAUGAGUAAAAAUGGCCAAUUGAAACCUCCUGAUGGUCGUUAUUUGACAUGUGGUGCCACAUUAAAACUCGUUUAUGAAGAGGGCUCUUCGCUAAGUUUAGAACCAGCCAAAGUUACUUGAAAAGACAUAGCUGUAUGCGGUUCAAGUGUGCGGAAAAACCGUGCUGCUGAAGCUCACUGCGCAAUGCAGAAGCUAUUUAUUUAUUUAAUGUAAAUUUGGAACAUGUUUCAAGUGUGCAGAGAAGUGGCACUUUGAUGUAAGCCAUGCUAUUGUUGAGUGAAGUGAGAGGAAGCCUCUGUAUUCAUGAAAACGAUGAAGUAUGAUGCAAAAUAUAAACCUUUUUUUAAAUUUAGGUUUAUUAUAAAGCAAAUUUUUGCAAACUACUCCUUUCAGUUGCUUUUAUCUGGAUGUUUCUAGGGUCCAUGUCAUGGUGAUGUUGAUGUUUCAUGGUGCUGUGUUUGUGACUAUGGCUUGUACUUUUAUUCCUGUAAAGACAACAUGCCUGGUUUUAAAAACUGUUUUUAUCCAACAAGUUUUAAAGGGGCAUAAAUAUCUACGAAUGAAUAAAUCUUAUCAGUGGCUGA
Micropterus salmoides (largemouth bass) is the source of this 1749-nucleotide messenger RNA. It is a transcript of the gene nipsnap2, whose product is annotated as nipsnap homolog 2. The transcript is spliced from 10 exons. The record is from RefSeq and is a predicted model, not a curated record. Lineage: Eukaryota; Metazoa; Chordata; Actinopteri; Centrarchiformes; Centrarchidae. Bases 56 to 916 code for a protein of 286 amino acids. Gene Ontology annotation, cellular component: mitochondrion.